This is a messenger RNA of Plasmodium berghei ANKA, 252 nucleotides long. Its product is annotated as conserved protein, unknown function. Lineage: Eukaryota; Apicomplexa; Aconoidasida; Haemosporida; Plasmodiidae. The transcript is spliced from 2 exons. Bases 1 to 252 code for a protein of 83 amino acids. The record is from RefSeq and is a predicted model, not a curated record.
AUGGUUUUCAUUCCUGUUGAGGAAAUCUUUAGAAUGUUUCCAAAAUUUUCUAAAGAUAGAGUAACUUUUUUAAGGCGUUAUAGCUUUUUUAGCUUAUUUUUAGGCAUAGCUGCUGUAUGCAAGGCACACACACCAGAUUUUAAUCAAAUUCAGUUUGAGCCGUCUUUUUUUUACAAAAAUCAUUUGAAUAAACUAAAAAAAAAUGGAAUAAUUGACGAAGAAAAGUACAAUAAAUGCUUGAAUAUUCAAUAA